Molecule: messenger RNA, 1895 nt
Organism: Exophiala viscosa
Lineage: Eukaryota; Fungi; Ascomycota; Eurotiomycetes; Chaetothyriales; Herpotrichiellaceae
Product: Bystin-domain-containing protein
Exons: 1
Coding region: 139-1686 (515 amino acids)
Biological process (GO): rRNA processing
Cellular component (GO): preribosome, small subunit precursor; nucleolus; cytoplasm
Molecular function (GO): snoRNA binding
Source: RefSeq, a predicted model, not a curated record
UUGAUACUCCAAUAAUUUUUUUCCCGCCGCAGCCAUUUUCUAGAUCGACCCGCAGACUAGAAGGCUCGUAGACCUUGCAAGAUCUCUAAAUACUACAAAGAACUCCGCUCCCGCUACCGCCAUUGAAACACAGCCGAAAUGUCCAACAGCGCGACAAUGCGUCGUCACAUUCCUCUCGAAGACGAUAUUACGACCGCAGGCGGUCGGUUACGUACCAAGUCGGUGACGGGCAAGAGAAAAGCUAGGUCCGACGAAAAUGCUCAGGGUGAUGGAUACAUCGACGCCAAAUCGUCCAGAAAGAUUCUGGCAAUGGCACAGGAUCUUGAAGAGGAAGAUGACCAAGAUCGCCAGGCAGCCGCUGCAAAGGCCGUCUCAACCUCAAAUGCCGCCUUCGGCUUCGAUUUCAGAUUUGCGGGCGAUGCUGAUGAUGCAGAAGGCGGUGCUGGGCCCCAGUACAAUGACGAAGAAGAAUGGGAGCCGGAGGAAGAAGAGGUGGUUGCUGAAGAAGAUGUAGAUCCCGAAGACAUGGCAGUUUACAAGAAAUUCUUACAAGACGGGGAAGAACUGGCAGAUUUUGCGCCGUCAAUAGCAAACCUGACGACAGGAGAACGACAUUCAGCAGAUGACGUCGAAGCCGAAGAGGAGGACGAGGAACGCGGUCAAACCACAAACCUUACAGACUUGAUCCUACAACGCAUUGCCGAAAAAGAAGCACUCGAGGCAGCCCGUAACGCCGGAACGCAGCAACAGGUCUUCAUCGGUGGAGGCCAUCCCGAUGAUGCAGUCGAGAUUCCUGCCAAAGUGGUUGAAACGUUCACCAAGGUUGGCCAACUCCUGACCCGGUACAAGUCUGGGCCAUUGCCCAAGCCUUUCAAAGUCCUCCCAACUCUUCCACAAUGGCCAGAAUUGCUUUCUAUAACACGACCAGAAAACUGGACACCUCAUGCUGUAUACCGCGCCACGAAGAUCUUUAUCUCCGCUCCAACUGCAAAAGGUCAGUAUUUCUGUUCAAAUGUCCUACUCGACAGCGUUCGGGAAGGCAUAUCAGAAAACAAGAAACUCAAUGUUCACUUGUACAACGCCAUGAAAGAAACCUUCUACCGACCAUCGGCCUUCUUCAAGGGCUUUCUGUUCCCGUUAGUGGAAUCUGGUUGCACGUUACGCGAGGCACAUAUCGUUUCCUCGGUACUGGCCAAGAUCAAGAUACCCGUCUUGCACUCCGCUGCGGCUUUACUACGUCUAUGCGAGAUCUCUGCUGAACAGACUUCGAAUAUCAACAGCGAAGCUGCUGGUGCAGCGAACAUCUUCAUCCGCGUGUUAUUGGGCAAGAAAUACGCACUGCCAUAUAAAGUGGUGGAUGCUCUGGUAUUUCACUUUCUUCGCUUCCGCGCAUCAAAAGACCCCAACUCGGAACAGCUGGCAAGCAAGGAAGCUAAACUGCCUGUUCUGUGGCAUCAAAGCCUGUUGAUCUUUGCUCAGACGUACAGGAAUGAGAUUACGGAGGAUCAGCGCGAAGCACUACUGGAUCUUCUCCUUGCCCGAGGUCAUAAGGAUAUUGGGCCAGAAGUGAGGCGCGAACUUGUGGCUGGUCGCAACCGAGCUGCUGAGGGACAGGGAGAUGCAGAAAUGGUCGUCGACCAGGAGAUCAAGGACGAUGGCGAUGAUACCAUGGACGUCACCAUUUGAUCAGUUUCAACGAUAUGUUAUGAGACCAUCACGAAUGAUAUGUCAAUUUCCCGUUGUUAGGGAUCAUGUAUCAGCAGAAUGCUUUUCUUUGUCGUUCCAGUCCUUCACGAAGUGGUGGUGUGUAGCUUGUCAAUUACGGCCAGUUGGCAUCGUCUCGCUGUGUGAGAGGCUCCCUCGACCUUUUCAUGGUGUAUGGCUUAGGGCGAGGC